Molecule: messenger RNA, 1346 nt
Organism: Paramormyrops kingsleyae
Lineage: Eukaryota; Metazoa; Chordata; Actinopteri; Osteoglossiformes; Mormyridae
Gene: rfxank
Product: regulatory factor X-associated ankyrin-containing protein
Biological process (GO): positive regulation of transcription by RNA polymerase II
Cellular component (GO): nucleus
Molecular function (GO): protein binding
Source: RefSeq, a predicted model, not a curated record
GCCUCCAUACAGCAUCACAGCGCUGAUUUAUUUGUGCGCUGUAAUAAACAGCCAAAAAACGCAAACGGAGACCAUCAGCAUGAACAAAUACAUACUUACACCGGGCUUAAAUGCAGCGCGAUUGUGAAUCGGGUAAAUAAUCGGGUUCAAAUGCAUCAUGGGAUUCCUAGCUAAAUUUAUUUAGUUUCACUUUUGGUGAAAAAUCAGGAAGUUAAUGGCAGGAACCUACAAUGGUCGAAACUGCUGCAGUGAGCGCGCUGUCAUUCCUGCUGAUCUUCGCCGACUUUCACGCCCCAUAGGACGAAAUGGAAAAGAGCAGCGGAGACCAGCAGGAGUCCGUGCGGCCACCAUGCAGCGACCCGAUCGUGCAGGAUAGCAGCACAGAUCCAAAGGACGCUGACAGUGAAAACUGCGAUGAAACACUAGUACUGCACCUGUAUCCCAUCGAACCAACAGAUAUCAGUAAUGAAAUAGACCUCGCUCAUUCGCUGACCGGCGGAUCACCAAUCAGCAAUAGUUUAGCGGCCGGUUCUGAAACCCAGAAAGACGAGGGAGUGUUUAAACAUUCGACCACCCUGACCAACAGACAGCGCGGGAAUGAGAUCACGGCGCGACCCGCGAAUUUGGACACGCUCUCAGUGCAUCAGCUGGCGGCACAGGGUGACCUCACACAGGUGGCAGGACACCUGAGCAAAGACAGCUCUCUGGUGAACAGUCCGGACGAGCGGGGCUUCACACCACUCAUGUGGGCCGCAGCGUUUGGUGAGAUCGCCGUGGUGGAGUUCCUUCUGGAGAAGGGAGCUGAUCCCAAAACACUUGCAUGGGAGCGGGAGAGCGCCCUGUCUCUGGCCAGUUCCGGGGGCUACGCGGACAUCGUAGACCUCCUGCUGAAACAUGGAGUCGACAUCAACACUUAUGAUUGGAACGGCGGCACUCCACUCCUCUACGCAGUACGGGGGAACCACGUGAAGAGUGUCAGCACCCUCCUUGCCGGCGGCGCCGACCUGACCGUCGAGGCGGAUUCCGGCUACAGCCCCAUGGACCUCGCCGUCGCCCUCGGCCACAAAAAGGUCCAAAGGGUGAUCGAGGAUCACAUCCUGGCAUUGCUGAAGCAGAAAGCGUGACAACAGGAAGCUGCUUCGUCAAGGGCGAGGAAACGACCCGGCAGAGAGGGGGUCUGCAAGGCGCUUGGCCGCCACCAUCCUGCACGGGGGCAGUCUGCUGGCAGACUGCGGGGAUUCUGUAAACAGGAGUCGUAGUCCAUCGGUCCUCAGUAAUCAUGCAUGGACAUCGAACGCAAGCACAUAUUACUUAUUUUAUCUUGCCAUUAAAGUGUCAACUCUAUA